CGUAUGCAUUGGCGAAAGCAUUGCCAGCUAUCAGUAUUAGUUCGGCCGUCCUCAUGUGCGCACUCGAGGCGCUCUACGCGACACCGUUACGACCAUUUCAUUAGAGAAAAACGAACUUUUACGCGUACGAGACUUCGAUGUGAUAGAGUGAGGUUAACCGGAACAGUAAAACAGUAGUCGGGAAGUAAAAUAAUUUUAAAACGUUGACACUUGUUUUAACAUCGUUAAUUAUAAUAAAAAGGAAAGAAGAAAAGUGUUUUUCCAAGAUACAAGAUCUGUCGAAACAAUCGAACGUUUGAUUAUUCUCUUCCUCGUUUAACCGGUUAAUCGAUAGAAGAUUAUUAAUAACUUUUACUGUUGCGGCAAUAACGCCAGUGUAAACGAACAGUAUCUUCUGAUUUGUUAUGUUUAAAAUCUUUUAUAUACAAUCGUUGAUGAAAAUGUCCAGUGAUUGUUGAUAUUACGUAAAGAAUAUACGACGUGCGGAGUAUGAAUCGUGUUGCAACGUAAAGAUAAAUAAUCGAAUUAAAUUAGUUUUAUUCGCGUAAUUCUUCUGGACACAACUCGUGUAAUCCAUUUGAAAUAAGUCAUUCGCGAAGCCGUAUCGAAUAACCGAUCUUUUUUUUUUCCUUUCUCGUCCUUUGCCUCUGUCAGCGUCGAACGAGUCCGGAUAUACGCUUGUUUUUCAUAACGGUCUGGAAGUAAACAAAACAGUCUGUUCGAUCGGUCAUUGGUAACAGAAAUAGUCCCGAUGAAAAUGGACGGAUAUUAACGGUACGAUUUUGCAUGUGUGUGCAUGUGCGUACAUAUGCGUACGUAUGUAUCAAGAGAAGAUAAAAGAGUCGGAAAAUCUUGGAUUGAUAUCUAAGAAAUCUUAUUUAAACAUCAUUCUUGCGAUAAAAAUCAAAUAAAAUUUUUCUAUAAUGGAAAAUAUUAAUAAGAUUAAGUGUGUUUUUUGAAAUUUCGUGAAAUGUGUCAUAUUGUUGCAUCCAUGAUGGCGAUAGGAUUUCGCAGGAUGUCAAAAAAUUGUUCAACGGGACUUGAUCUUAAAUAAGAACGAUCGAUCGAUUCUGCAAUUCUACGUUGCGUUAAGUUAACGUUCUCUUUAAGAUGAUUUGAAAAUCUAUGAAAUAUAAUGAAGAUAUAGAAAUUUUAAUCGGAUAACCAAAAAUUAUGAGAAAUUUUUUUUUUAAACAUUUAUCAAUAAUUUUUGUUUAAAAAUCUGAAUUUAUUAACUAUUUUUAUGUAUAAAAAAAAUAGUCAUACAAAAGUGUCCAAUAUCAAAAAAUUUAUGUGAAUCGAAGAAUUUUUAAGAAACAAAUUAAUCUCGAGCGUUCUCGGCCCGAUAAAAUUUGAAUGAAUUGUGGAAGAUCAACUUAAAUUUUAUCAUACGCGAGACUUAUUUAAAGUUGAUAUUGUGAAAUAUAAGAUGAUGAUACGUGGUGUGUGGUAAAUGUUUUGGCAAAUGGGAAUAUCUUGAUAUUUUCGAGGAUCGAAAUUGCCAUUGUGACUUUUACAAGGAUUAGAAGAACAAGUGUUGGUGCGUCAUGAAUACACCGCGAGAGCCGAAGCAGUACCGUUCGCCGUAUGGGUGCCUGGGUUGACGAUCGUUUCGCGGCGGAGGAGGCGGUCCCGAUUAUCCAGGGCCCGAGGAGAAGGAAGGCGUCCCGCGUACCGGGCCACGUUUGCGAUGGUUGCGGCCCAGACGCGAUACACCGCCGCCAGUGUCUCGCCACCACCGACCUCGCCGAUUCGCGCGUAUCGCCGUCGUCCUUGCUGCCGUUGCGCCGCCAGUUCACUAGACAGCUCUACGAGUGGCCGGGUUUACCGUUGUUCAAAUCAAGGACGAAACUAGACCAGUUUUGAACAGUUUCCCACGCGAUGAUCGCUUCUUCUUUCUAGCCUUUCUUCUUUCGAGUGCUUAAACGAGUAGAGGCAAAAAAGGAUAAAACAGAAGAGGAGAGAAGUCUCUGAUCGGUGCGUAGUGGUGGUUAGUAGGGACGAGAAAAAUAGGGGUGGAGGAAGGAAUAUUCGAUGUGGUCGCGUUGGCCGGUGGAGGAGGACUGCGCUUGAACGGCGGGCUCCUCCCUUAUCGUUGGUCGUCCGAGGCAUCGUCAUGGCCGAGUGGGCCAAGUUCAACGGCGAGGAGAGGCUGACUCGAUCGUCGUCGAGGAACAACAAGGAGGUGGACGCGGAGGCGAGGAGGAGCAGCGAGGGGGAGAGGUGUUCCUCGUCCCAGGGAGGCAGAAUCAGCCGGGAGGCGACGCCGGUUAGGGCGGCGGGUUCGGGGAAAGGGAGCGACGACGAGUCGAGCUAUUCCUCCUCGAGGCAGAGGAGGAAUUCGGAUCGAAUCGGUAUCCUGUCCGAGGAACGGUCGAAAUGUUGCAACGACCAGAGUUACUACGUGAACUCGAUCGUGAGCGAGAAGGACGAGGAGAUUCGGAACUGCUUGGAGAGGAAGGCGUCGAGCGUCGGAUACGAGGAGGCUGGGUCGAAGAUACGGGAGGAGGCGAGGCUCGAGUUGUCGAACGAAUCGUCGUCGGUGAAGAAGCCCGACAGUUUGUACAAGAAGGAUAGGAAGAGCGUCGCGGCGAGCCCGGCCAAGCGUAAAAGCGUCUUCGCCGAGAGGAACUCGAUAUUCGCCUCGCCGACCAAGAUCCUGUCCAAGAAUCAAUCCUCGUCCCAGAAGAGUACGGAGAAACUGGUGAACGGGAAGUUGGGCAGGGAGGACAGGCAGCAGCACCACGUGCAAUUCAACAAGGACUCGAAGAGGCAGCAGGGAUCGAGGGACGCGCAGAGGCCCCAGUCGAGCCCCUCGAUCCCUCCGUCGACGACCAACAGCUCGGACGACAACUCGAGCCUGGGCCAACUCUGCGAGGCCACGCCGCCCGACGGCGGUUGGGGUUGGGUGGUGGUCGCUGCUUCGUUCAUGGUCAACCUGAUCGCGGACGGCAUCACGUUCUCGUUCGGGGUGAUCUACGUCGAGUUCCUGAAUUAUUUCGGGGAGGGCAAGUCGAAGACGGCCUGGAUAGGGAGCCUGUUCAUGGCGAUGCCGCUGUUGUCGGGCCCCGUGGCGAGUUUCCUCACCGACAGAUACGGUUGUCGGAGGGUGUCCAUAGCGGGCAGCAUCCUGGCCACGGCCGGUUUCGUAAUAAGCUCAUACGCGAACUCGAUGGAAGUUUUGAUAUUCACGUUCGGCGUCCUCGCCGGUUUCGGUUUGUCCCUGUGCUUCGUCGCGGCCGUGGUCAUAGUCGCCUAUUACUUCGACAAGAAGAGAUCGUUCGCCACCGGGCUGUCCGUGUGCGGGAGCGGUAUAGGGACGUUCAUAUUCGCCCCCGUGACCCAGUACCUGCUCGCCGAGUACGGUUGGCGGGGGACCACGUUGAUACUGGCAGGCCUGUUCCUCAACCUGGCCGUGUGCGGCUGCCUGAUGAGGGACCUCGAGUGGACGACGAUCAGGGCGAAGGCGAAGACCGAGGAGAGGCGGAAGAAUCGGGAGAGGAAGAGGGGCAGGAUACAGAGCUCGAGCGUGGACUCGUUCUCGGCCAACAGCUCGCUCAACACUCUCACGAUCAUGGACAACCUUCGGAUACAGGAGAAGGAGGAGGACGACGAGAAGCUGUUCUCCAGUCUGGUGAGCUUGCCUACGUUCGUGAAGAACAGCGAGAAGGUGCCGUUGGAGGUAUUGGAACUUCUGAGCACGCGUAAGAACGUGUACAACGUGUUGCUGCAAAAUUAUCCGAGCUUGCUCAUCUCCUCGAGAAGUUUCAGCGACUCUGGGCCCCUCCACGAUCAGCUGAGCACGCCUUCCGCCCGAUUCGUCCCCACCCCCAGCUCCCUGUCCGAGCUGAAGAGCGAGGAGGCGAAGGACGAGGGGAAGGUGUUGGCGAGCAACGACGAGCAAACCCUUCAACAGCAGACGGACGCCGCUUGGCGGCUCUGGUGGUCCAAGAAGAUCAAUCUGGACAGCUCGUUGAGAAGAUCCAGCACCUUCGACCAUACCAGGAGAUUGCCCACCGCUUACUUGAAGGAUAUCAGAGUGCACAGGCACAGCCUCACCUACAGAGGGGCUAUGCUGAACAUAAAUCGAUACAGGCUCAGGGCGUCCAGUUGCCCGGAUAUUUAUAGGAACUCGAUGACCACCAUAGCCAAGACCAAGCUCGUGUGGUACGCCGGCCUGUGGGAAUUCUGGGACCUGGUCGUCGACAUGCUCGACUUCUCCCACUUCGCCGACUCCCGCUUCCUGCUAUUCGCCAUCAGCAAUUUCCUCCUUCACACCUGGUACGACGUCCCCUACGUCUACUUGACGGACAACGCGAUCGAGAUGGGAUUCAGCGAAACCGAUGCCUCCAUCUUGAUAUCGGUUAUAGGGAUAUCCAAUAUGAGUGGCGAGAUUCUCCUUGGUUGGGCAGGCGACAAAGCAUGGGUAAAUGCAUCUAUCGUGUACGCGGUGUGCAUGGCCCUCUGCGGUGCGGUGACAGCUUUAAUACCUAUGGUAGUUGGCAAUUACUAUGCUUUGUGCGCAAUCUCUGGUGCUUUUGGAUUAUUCAUCGGGGCAAAUUAUAGUCUUACCAGCAUCAUCCUCGUCGAACUGAUCACGCUCGAAAGAUUUACAAACGCGUACGGCCUUUUGCUCUUGGUCCAAGGUGUUGCCAAUCUCAUGGGCCCUCCGUUGGCUGGAUGGCUUUACGACAUCACAGGGACGUACGAUCUGUCGUUUUAUUUGGCCGGUUUCUUCAUCGCGUUAAGCGGAGUUCUGUUGCUGGCCAUGCCUUUGAUUAGCCUCUAUCGAAAAUGUUUGAACGGAUCCAGGAAGGAAGAGGCCGAUAAGGAUUUCGCGAACAUGAACAGAGUUUGAACUAGUAUUAAAGACGAUUGAUGUACUGGUCGAGGAAACUCGUCGAUCAUCGAUCAACAACGAUGCGCAUCGUUGUAUUUAUCAAUUCAACGGAAUUUAUGGAAACAUAACACUUCCAAGCAAAAGGAAUUGCAAUUAGCACCUGUACAAUUAGUUUUACACAGCGGUAAUCUUUUAAUACCCGCAUAACGUGUUAAAAUCGAUCGCGUGUUCUCACGUUCAAUUAAAACGUUCGUGGUUCCUUCAUAGAAAUAGCGUAUACACGAGUUGUUCGAACAAUCAAGCUCCGCGAUUAAGGCGAAUUCGUCCGAAAGAAAAGAGAAGGAAAAAGAAAAAAAAAGAAAGGAAGGAAGGAAGGAAAAGAAACAACGUUUUUUGAGAUAUCUUCUUUCAUUCGAGGAUUUAUACGUCUUUUAAGUUUCGCGCGUGAUAUUUAAACGGAUCGAUCGAUUUAACGAUGUAAAAAAUAAGCGAGAUCUAUUGUUGAUAACCAUGUCCGAAGAUAAUGUUACGAAUGAUCUGUUACAAGAUUUAUGUCGAUACGUAAAAUCGAUCGAAUGAGUUCACACGUAUGUUCGCGAUCAACAUUUUAUUUACGAUAUUUACAUAAAUCUUGUUCUAACUCUCACUUUAUAUCCAGCGAACACGAAUAAAUAAUCGUACUAAUAACGGUAUUAGACACAAGAGUUAGGCAAAAACGUUGCUAACUUCUCACAGUUGAAAAAUAUUGAUAAUCGUUGAAAUAAUAAUAAUAAUAAUAAAAUAAAAGAAAAAAAAAACAAUUGUAACGGAGGAACAGAAGUUUAUGAUUAGAUAGCGAAUCGAUAUCACGAUAAAAAAAAAGUAAUAUCAAUUAAAAUAAGAUAAUGCUUGCUUUAGCAAUAAAGUGCACAGACUAUGCGAAUCGUUUCUAAGCGUUAAGCGUGAUCGAUAAUUAAGAAAAGUUUGAAUCUCAGGAUAAUAGAUAAAUGAUAAAAUAAUGAUAAUUUAAUAAACGGUCAACCAGUCUUUACUCUCCUCUAGGAUUAAAAUUCGUCUUGUACUUUUUCACGAUACACGUUCUCAAAGGAAAAAGUAAGAGGGAAAAGAGAGAAAAAAAAAAAAAAAAGAAAAAAAAGAAAGAAAGAAAAAAAAACACGUUCCUUUUUACGUAUAAACUUUUUCAUUCGAUUAUACGUAUAAAAUUUGACAAGUUAUUUCUAAAUAACGCCAAAGAUAUCAUUGUAAAUAUAAGUCAUAUGCGACAUAUAUAUAUAUAUAUAUAUCAAUAUGUAUAUUAAAGAUAUAUUAGGUUGAAUAAUUUCGUUAUUUUGUUGAUUUUGUUAUUAUCUUGAAUUAUCUUGAACCAGAAGUCGCCUUCACAUUUCAAUAAUACGUACGUUUAUAAUUUUAUGCCUUAAAUUUGUAUUAAUUUUGUCGAAAUCGAAAUAGACAAAAAGUGAGAUUAAUCGAACAACGCAAGCUAAUAAGUAUAAUAAUCAAGUUUAGUUACCAUUUUCUUUCCUUCAGAGAUUCAUGUACAUUCGUGUGCAUGCAAAAUUUUUAAAACAUAUGUAUAUGUAAAUAGGCGUAUAUAUGUAUAUAAUAUAUAUAAUAUAUAUAUAAUAUGUAUAUAAUAUAUAUAAUAUAUAUAUAUAAUAUAUAUAGCUUUUCUGUGAUGACGAACCUGAAUUUUAUGAACUUUCCGAGCUACAAAUAGGUUAAUACCUCCGUUUCCAUAGCGUGUGCGUGCGUGCGUGUAUUAUUAAUUCUAACGAAUUAUGCAUUUCCAAUUUAUUUGCACCACUAUUAUAUCAUAUAGUCUUAUAUCAAUAUCAAUACACGGUUAUACACGGAUAUUAUAAUUACAAUUCUUCUUCAAUUAUCGACGCAAUUUAUUUGUCCAGAUAUUAAUUAUUAAUCAUAGAAUUGGAAGACAUUUCUUAAAUCGUUAUUUUUUAAAUGUUCGAUCGAGAUUAAUUAACGGAUAAAUCGAAGAUUAAUAUUAAAAUUGAUAAGGAAAAAAAAAGAAAAAUCGAAGCGCGUAUAAUUCCUCCGGUAUAAGCUAAUUUUCUAGAAAAAAAUCACUCGUACAUUCGAACAAGUUAGUUUUCAGAAUUUUUACUUAGAACACACACUUGUGACUGUACGGGGCCUUCACACGAGAGAAAAAGAAAAAUUUCAAAAGUAUAUUUUCUUCGAAUAAAUAUACAAAAGAAAAAGAAAAAAAAAAAAGAAAUCCAUUCUUCGAUAUUUAAGAAAAGGAAAACAAACAUGUCUAUGUAUGAAUUACUCGUUUAUCCUUGCGUCUUAAUAUAUCUACGUAUAUACAUACAUAUAUAAAUCUAUCGGCACGUUUUGCCAAUUCGAGUAAUAAUUUAUUCUUUCAUGGUACAAUAACUAGUUCUACAGUGCAUGUGCUCGCGUUAUGGUAGCGUGAUUAUGCAUACGCGGCCUUACGAGAGGCGUUUACGAGAUGUAAUAAAAGUAAUAUUUUAUUAUGGAGACAAAAAAGAAAAAAAGAAAAAGAAAAAAAAAAAAACUGCAUUUCAAAUAUAUCGAAACCGAGUCGUGAGUGUGACUUUCGUCAAGUAGCUAUUAAGUAGUUAUUAAGACGAGGUGUAUGGGAUAAUAAUUUUUUGUAAAAGGACUAGUGAGAACUUCUAUAUUGUAUUUGUGAAAGCGGAGCGAAUUUACGUCUAACGUAUAUAACGAGGUUUUUAAAAUGCAUGCUGUUUUUUUGUUCAAGCGAACGAGAGGAUACGUUUCCCCACACGUGACGAAAGACGAUUUUGAGAAUUUAAUUAAAAUUGGUAUUGAUAAGUGUGUCCACCAAGUGUGUCUUAAAUGUUGAAUUUUCCUUCUCAAAGAUUUCUCUUGUUGACUGUUAACUCAAUAACAACCGGAACGUUCUCACUACCUCUUUAUUAAUAAGAUAUCCUAUUAUCCACGGUUGAUAACCUUGAAACAAUCGCUUAAACCGUUUGAAAGUGGCUUAAAGUCUACGCAGAAAGAAAAGAAAAAGGAAAAAAAACGAUGAUAAUUCGGUUUUACAACAUGAUGCAAACCCAAGUUCAAGAGAGUUUCUUUCUGAACUGUGAAACAGGGAAAUUCGAGCAAAAUCGUUCCUUUAGUUUUUACAUAUUCUAGAAUCUAGCAUAUAUAUUCUACAACUGUUGUACGUGGUCCAAAAGUGAUCCCCGUGAUCGCUGGUACUCUGGAUUUUCGUGGGCAAUUUUGGUAUUGUUUGUUUUGUUAAAUUAUAAAAAAAAAAAAAAUGAUCCAUUAUCUGUAAUUAAAUACACAAGUUAUUGCUUUUGUUAUUUUUUUUUAAGAAAAUAAUCGACUAUCGAUAAUCGGAUUUUCGUUAUGUGCGAUUAUUUUUGACAUUUAUUAUAGCAAUAACGUUUCGAUCGAAAAUAAUUUAACGUUUAUAUUAAACGUUGAUAUUUUUUUUUUUUUUUUUUUUUUUUUAGUAAAUGUUUCCAUUUAAAAUUAAUGCGCACGAUUAUCCUGCUAAAAGAACGGUUUUGUUACAAAGUUUAGUUACAAGCAAAUUUAUUCCAUUGCAAAUGGAACGCGAAGACUUACGUUAAGACUCCUUUUUAGACUUUAUUAGAACAACCCAUUUUUUGAAUUGUAUAAAUGUGUAUAUGUGCACACAGCUACACGUACUCAAGCAUACAUACAUACACACAUUCACGUAUAAACGUAUACUAUUCACACGUACAAAAAUAUAAAAAA
Apis mellifera (honey bee) is the source of this 8581-nucleotide messenger RNA. RefSeq names its product monocarboxylate transporter 9. The record is from RefSeq and is a predicted model, not a curated record. Gene Ontology annotation, molecular function: monocarboxylic acid transmembrane transporter activity. NCBI's taxonomy places the organism in Eukaryota, Metazoa, Arthropoda, Insecta, Hymenoptera, Apidae. The transcript has 4 exons. Gene Ontology annotation, biological process: monocarboxylic acid transport; transmembrane transport. The coding region runs from base 2117 to 4858 and encodes 913 amino acids.